This is a messenger RNA of Scomber japonicus (chub mackerel), 4793 nucleotides long. RefSeq names its product receptor-type tyrosine-protein phosphatase H-like. Gene Ontology annotation, biological process: protein dephosphorylation. Lineage: Eukaryota; Metazoa; Chordata; Actinopteri; Scombriformes; Scombridae. Bases 1 to 4629 code for a protein of 1542 amino acids. Gene Ontology annotation, molecular function: protein tyrosine phosphatase activity; protein binding. The transcript has 30 exons. The record is from RefSeq and is a predicted model, not a curated record.
AUGAAAAUUAAACUCUUCUUUUUAGCUCCUCCUGAAAAUGUGCAGAAUGUGACGGUGUUGAACCAAACUGAGAGCAGUAUAACCCUGAGGUGGAACAAGGUUAAUGACAUCUCAACAUACUCCCUGAAGUAUGUUAACAAUGGCAUUGAGAAGGUGGAAUCCAUUACUGCAACUCCUGAAGAGCCAUCAGUUACACAUGCAGUCACUGGUUUGAGUGCUGGGACAAAAUAUGAUUUUUUUCUCCUCACGACACAUAAUGGAGUCAACAGCACUGGAUUUCCUUUUUCUGCAGCCACUGCUCCUCGUAAUGCAGACGACUUUAAAUCAAUUGGACAAAAUGAGACCAGUAUAACUUUGCAGUGGAACAAAGUGAAUGACAUCCUCAACUAUAUACUUGUGUUCAAUGGAUAUGAGAUAAAGGUCACUGCAUCACAGGAAGAUAACGUGACAUACACUGUACCAGGACUCACAAGUGGGACUAUAUAUGACUUCAGUCUCUUCACUGUGUUUGAAAAUGUCAGAAGCAGUGGAGUAAACCUAACUGCAGUCACUGCUCCUCGUAACACAGAUGACUUUAAAUCAAUUGGACAAAGUGAGACCAGUAUAACUCUGCAGUGGAACAAAGUGAAUGACAUCCUCAACUAUACACUUGUGUUAAAUGGACAGGAGAUAAAGGUCACUGCAUCACAGGAAGAUAAAGUGACAUACACUGUACAAGGACUCACAAUUCCUCCAGCAGUGGAUGUCGUAACUGUGACUGCACGCUCUGAGACCAGUGUAACUCUGCAGUGGAAGAACACGGAUGAAAACUGGAGCUACUUUCUCCAAAUCAAUGGAGAAUAUAUCACAAAACCAAGUGGAUCCCUUGGUGAUGUGUCCCUGACAGUCUCAUCUCUCAACCCUGGAACAGAGUAUCCAUACAGUGUGAUCACAGUGUUCUCUGAACUCAACAGCACUGCUUUUAUUGGCUCCACAGUAACAGCUCCUCGUAACACAGAUGACUUUAAAUCAAUUGGACAAAAUGAGACCAGUAUAACUCUGCAGUGGAACAAAGUGAAUGACAUCCUCAACUAUAUACUUGUGUUCAAUGGACAUGAGAUAAAUGUCACUGCAUCAGUGGAAGAUAAAGUGACAUACACUGUACAAGGACUCACAAGUGGGACUAAAUAUGACUUCAGUCUCUUCACUGUGUUUGAAAAUGUCAGAAGCAGUGGAGUAAACCUAGCUGCAGUCGCUGCUCCUGCAGAUGUAAAAGCUCGAUGUGAGAACGUUGCAGCUGGCUACUCUAUCCUUAUUGUCUUUGAUAAACCGAAGGGUUUGUGGACUGAAGUGGAGGUGAAUGUGACUGGGAAGACAGAAAAAGCUAUUUCUGUCGCAAAGUUUCCAGACCAUUUCUACCACUUGAGUGCAGAUGAGAACAGAGGUUUCAGUGAGGAAUAUGAGAAACUUCUUCCUGUUGGCACGGAGCAGAUACGAAAGGUAGCGCUCCUGCCUGAGAACAAGGCCAGAAACCGUUUCAGCAACAUUCUGCCAUAUGACUGGUGUCGAGUGAAGCUAAGUACAUCGAAUCCCACUGGGGCCUCUGACUACAUCAAUGCCAGUUACAUGCCAGGCUACAAGAACAACCGAGAGUACAUUGCAGCUCAGGGUCCUCUUCCUGCUACAGUCAGUGAUUUCUGGAGGAUGAUCUGGGAACAAAGAGUGAAAGGUAUCGUCAUGGUAACCAACUGCACCGAGGGAGGACGGACUAAGUGUGAACAAUACUGGCCCUCGGACAGAGAGACUUGCCUUUAUGGAGAGAUGCAGGUCACCAACAGAUCUGAGCAGCAAGAGUCCAACUGGACUUUGAGGGAAUUUACACUGAAAUAUAAGAACACCUCAGAAGAGCGCACUGUGAAACAUUUCCACUUUACCGCCUGGCCUGACCACGGAGUCCCACAGGGCAGUGAAGUCCUGAUCCAGUUCAGAGAACUGUUCAGACAGCACAUAAAGACAGAGGGAACUGGGGAACCCACUGUGGUUCACUGCAGUGCUGGAGUGGGGAGGACAGGCACUAUUAUUGCCUUGGAUGUGCUGCUUCAGCAGCUGGAGCGAGAGAAAGCAGUGGGCAUCAAUGCCUUUGUGCACAAGAUGACUCUGAAUCGACCACACAUGGUGCAGACAGAGGGUGCCACUAACUCCACCACAACAUCCACACCAGGCACAACGACAACAGCAACACCACAAACAACCACGCUGACAACCGUUCCAACAACAACUAAACCACCUCCUGAAAAUGUGCAGAAUGUGACGGUGUUGAACCAAACUGAGAGCAGUAUAACUCUGCAGUGGGACAAGGUUAAUAAUAUCUCAACAUACUUCCUGAAGUAUGAUAAUAAUGGCAAUGACAAGGAGGACUUCAUCAAUGAAACUUCUGAAAAGCCAUCAGUUACACAUACGGUCAUUGAUUUGAGUGCUGGGACAAAAUAUGAUUUUUUGCUCCUCAUGACACAUAAUGGAGUCAACAGCACUGGAUUCAAUAUUUCUGCAGCCACUGCUCCUCAUAACGCAGAGGACUUUAAAUCAAUUGGACAAAAUGAGACCAGUAUAACUCUGCAGUGGAACAAAGUGAAUGAGAUCCUCAACUAUACACUUGUAUUCAAUGGAAGUGAGAUAAAGGUCACUCCAUCAGUGGAAGAUAAUGUGACAUACAUUGUAUCAAGACUCACAAGUGGGACUAAAUAUGACUUCAGUCUCUUCACUGUGUUUGAAAAUGUCAGAAGCAGUGGAGUAAAACUAACUGCAGUCGCUGCUCCUGAAAAUGUGCAGAAUGUGACGGUAUUGAACCAAACUGAGAGCAGUAUAACUCUGCAGUGGGACAAGGUUAAUAAUAUCUCAACAUACUUCCUGAAGUAUGAUAACAAUGGCAAUGACGAGGAGGACUUCAUCAAUGAAACUUCUGAAAAGCCAUCAGUUACACAUACGGUCAUUGAUUUGAGUGCUGGGACAAAAUAUGAAUUUGUGCUCCUCACGACACAUAAUGGAGUCAACAGCACUGGAUUUCCUUUUUCUGCAGCCACUGCUCCUCGUAACGCAGAGGACUUUAAAUCAAUUGGACAAAAUGAGACCAGUAUAACUCUGCAGUGGAACAAAGUGGAUGACAUCCUCAACUAUAUAUUUGCGUUCAAUGGAAGUGAGAUAAAUGUCACUGCAUCACAGGAAGAUAAAGUGACAUACAUUGUAUCAAGACUCACAAGUGGGACUAAAUAUGACUUCAGUCUCUUCACUGUGCAUAUUUCCACUUGUUUUCACUCAGCUCCUGCAGAUGUAAAAGCUCGAUGUGAGAACGUUGCAGCUGGCUACUCUAUCCUUAUUGUCUUUGAUAAACCGAAGGGUUUGUGGACUGAAGUGGAGGUGAAUGUGACUGGGAAGACAGCAAAGUAUGAUAAUAAGACACAGAAGAUCACAAUACCUGGAUUCAUACCUGCAAAAUCAUAUGAGGUGUCUAUAGCUCUACUGUCUGAGAAUGUGAUGAGUUGUACACCUUAUGUUUUCCAAUGCCAGACUGAUCCAAGGGGAGUCAUUGCAGGGUCAGUGAUUGCUGUCCUGCUUUUUGGUGUUCUGGUCUUUCUAGUGGUCUUCAUUUUGCUUAAAAGACCAGAUAUUAUCAGAAAAAAAACAUUCAUUGAGGGUUCUCGUCAAUCUAAAAAUAGCAAAGCUAUUUCUAUCGCAAAGUUUCCAGACCAUUUCUACCACUUGAGUGCAGAUGAGAACAGAGGUUUCAGUGAGGAAUAUGAGAAACUUCUUCCUGUUGGCACGGAGCAGAUAAGAAAGGUAGCGCUCCUGCCUGAGAACAAGGCCAGAAAUCGUUUCAGCAACGUUCUGCCAUAUGACUGGUGUCGAGUGAAGCUAAGUACAUCGAAUCCCACUGGGGCCUCUGACUACAUCAAUGCCAGUUACAUGCCAGGCUACAAGAACAACCGAGAGUACAUUGCGACUCAGGGUCCUCUUCCUGCUACAGUCAAUGAUUUCUGGAGGAUGAUCUGGGAACAAAGAGUGAAAGGCAUCGUCAUGGUAACCAACUGCACCGAGGGAAGACGGACUAAAUGCGAGCAAUACUGGCCCUUGGACAGAGAGACUUGCCUUUAUGGAGAGAUGCAGGUCACCAACAGAUCUGAGCAGCAAGAGUCCAACUGGACUUUGAGGGAAUUUACACUGAAAUAUAAGAACACCUCAGAAGAGCGCACUGUGAAACAUUUCCACUUUACCGCCUGGCCUGACCAUGGAGUCCCACAGGGCACCAAAGUCCUGAUCCAGUUCAGAGAACUGUUCAGACAGCACAUAAAGACAGAGGGAACUGGGGAACCCACUGUGGUUCACUGCAGUGCUGGAGUGGGGAGGACAGGCACUAUUAUUGCCUUGGAUGUGCUGCUUCAGCAGCUGGAGCGAGAGAAAGCAGUGGGCAUCAAUGCCUUUGUGCACAAGAUGAGACUGAAUCGACCACACAUGGUGCAGACAGAGUCCCAGUACGUCUUCCUGCACCAGUGCAUCAUGGACCGUCUGCAGCCACAUGAGAAGCCUGAAGAAAACUUAUAUGAGAAUGUGGACAUGAUAUAUGUCAACGCCACUGCACUCCGAGAGUUUUGUUAAACAGUUCAAUGUCUGAACUAAAUGAGAUUAGCUCUUCACUCAAACGUUUAUGCACUUAAUGAAAAACUCAUUCUGAAGUCCACAUGCUGUUUUGUAUUUUAAAAUAUCUGUACUGUAAAAGAAAGUUUUAAGACAUAUAUAUACAGUUGAUGCAUAGAAAGUUU